AUGGGUGACGCUGGUUUCUUUCGUGGUACCAGCUCAGAUCAGGACGGUCGAUUCUCUGACAAGGAAAAGAAGUUGCUCAAGCAGAUGAAAUUCGAGGAUACAUUGGAUCGGAAGAUCAAUAUGGACAAAAUCAACUUGGACGUCAUAAAGCCGUGGAUAACGUUGCGAAUCAAUGAAAUUCUUGGAAUCGAAGAUGACGUCGUGAUCGAAUACAUAAUGAGUCAAUUGGAGGAGAAGAAUAUAAACCCUAAAAUCAUGCAAAUAAAUAUAACGGGUUUUCUGAACGCGAGACGUGCGCGAGAGUUUAUGGGUGAGUUGUGGAUGCUAUUGGUUGAGGCAGACGAAUCUGAAGAUGGCAUUCCACAAAGUCUUAUUGAGAAGAAAAUCAACGAAAUGCGCAAAGAACCACGUAAGGCUUACGAUGAUAAGGAAAAAGAGCGAGGGCGAGAUCGCGAUCAACGUCGUCAGCAGAGGAUAGAAGAAGACAAGAAAAGAGAAGCCGAAUCAAAGAGAAGAGAAGAAGAAAGAUUAAAAAGACGGGCAGAAGAAAGGGAAAGAGAGAAACGAAAAGAAGAGGAGCGCGCAAGAGAAAGAGAGCGUCGUAGAGCCGAGGAAAGAGAACGUGAGAAGCGUAGAAGGCGAAGCAGGACUAAAUCUCGAUCACCGGCAAGGAGACGUUUCACUGAGGGAUCUUCGAGUAGCAAGCGCAAACGAAGCCCAAGUCCUUCCGACUCUGAAGAAGAUUUAAAAAGGAAGAAGAGAAAGAAGCAUUCACGUCGAUACAGCGAUGACGAUUCCGAUUAUGAAAGAAAACCAAAGAAGGAGAAGAAGUCUAAAAAGCACAAGAAGGAAAGGAGAAAGAAAGACAGAAAGAGGUCUCCCACUCCUAGCAGCGAUUCACUGAGCGACACCGAAUAG
Molecule: messenger RNA, 918 nt
Organism: Angiostrongylus costaricensis
Lineage: Eukaryota; Metazoa; Nematoda; Chromadorea; Rhabditida; Metastrongylidae
Source: the annotation of a GenBank genome assembly